Messenger RNA from Esox lucius (northern pike), 3240 nucleotides. Its product is annotated as myeloid-associated differentiation marker-like protein 2. The record is from RefSeq and is a predicted model, not a curated record. Bases 1217 to 2128 code for a protein of 303 amino acids. NCBI's taxonomy places the organism in Eukaryota, Metazoa, Chordata, Actinopteri, Esociformes, Esocidae. Gene Ontology annotation, cellular component: membrane. The transcript has a single exon.
GGGAGGAAGGGAGUGUAAGAGAGAGAGGAAGGGAGGGAGGGGACACUUGAGACAAGAGAUCAGAGAGUGAGACAGACUUUUCCUGGGAGUGCAGACUGUGGCAGUGGAAGGAUUACAAGGACAGUGCUGAUCAGUAUUGGACCUUGACUUGUUCAGUCGCCUGCAUGGGACACCGGAGUAACCAGAACAACAACACAACCCCCCUCUUCUAUGCUGAGUUCAUUUUGGUGGACAAGGCCCAAAAGUAACUGCACUGUGUUUGGACCAGAGCCGUGGAUGGAUUGUGGGGCAAGAUUCAUCCUUUUAUUCUGUGGAUCUGCAUUGGCAGUCAGGAACCUGUUAGACUUCCAUUACAUGAAGGAGUUGUGAAAUGCAAGACCUGUAGGAAUUAUUGAGUUGGACAUUUCAUUUAAAAGAUAAGGGUAAUGUUAUUUGGGCACUGUGUCAUUCAGCUAUCUGAUUGUUGGUACAAGCAAAAGUGUGUGAAACUAGACUGAUUGUUUGAGUCAAUUUACAGUUAUUACAGGUAGAGAAUGAAGGUCCUAGACUAAAUGUUAUCUGAGAUCUAAAAUGUUUUGAACAUUACAAGAAACAAGAACAUUUGAAAUAGCGCUGUUCAAUCCUUUUAGCAAGCAACUUCUUUUAGCUUGACUGUCCUGCUUAUUGAACACUGUUGUGAGAAACUGUAACCCGAGAUCCAACACAUUGCAGUAAUUACAAAGUGCACGAAGGAAAACACUGAGAGAGAUUUGUAAUUAGGCCUGUCUAUAAAAAGAGCCAGGCAAAGGGCGAGGUCCCCACAGAGAGACCCACACAGAGCGAGAGCGAGACAGCGAGAGAGAGAGAGAGAGAGAGAGAGAGAAGGAGAGAAGGGGGAAAAAGAGGGCAAGGACAACCAGUUUUAAAGGAGUGAAGCUGCCUGUAGACAUAGGUCAGAGGCUGCCAAUUGUGGACCCCAGGACGACUAACAACUCCAUUUGUAAUAGCUGAUGUGCAUCAUAAUAAUAAGCUAAACUAAGCCUGGAGGCAAAGAAAGGAGUCUUCCUGGACGAAAAUAGGCGAAACCCAGAUCAGACGGCAGAGACCCCAAACCUGAACAAAAAAACACACGUAAAAAACACCCAAUUGGAAAUCCAAUUGUAGGAAGACUGGCUGCCUGGAGGUCAGUUGGAAGAGACUCCUGGCGCCGGACAGCUAGAGGACCGUAGGCUUGAACAUGGACCCCCAUGGCGGACACUACCUGAACAAGGCCGCGGUGCUGUCUCCUCUGGGUGUGGCCCGUAUGACCCAGCUCCUCCUGGGCUGCACCAUCAUAGCCCUGGUGGCCCACAGCGCGGGAUACAACCACGCCUACGGCAUCUACUGCAUGUUCGUGUGGUGCUUCUGCUUCGCCAUGACCACCGUGGUGUUCACCAUGGACGUGACGCGCCUCCCCUGCUGCGUGCCCAUCUCCUGGGACAACCUCACCGUGGCAUUCUCCAUGCUCGCCACGCUCAUGUACGUCACGGCGUCCGUUGUCUACCCUGUCUACUUCCUGCGCUCGCAGUGUUCCAAGGAGAGCUGCGAGGUUCGCAACUACCGCAUCGCCGUCACUGUGUGUUCCAGUUUCUGCUGCUUCGCCUAUGCCGCCGAAGUGUUCCUGACCCGGGCCAAGCCGGGACACGUGGUGGGCUACAUGGCCACCAUGUCGGGCCUGCUCAAGGUGGUCCAGGCCUUCGUGGCAUGCAUCAUAUUCGGGGCCCUGGCCAAUGGCAGCGAGUACACCCGCCACAUCCCCACUCAGUACUGCGUGGCCGUCUACAGCCUGUGCUUCUCCAUCACCGUAGUCGUGGUCGCUGUGACCGUUUCGGGGAAGACCUCAGCCCUGCGUUUCCCCUUUGACCGCUUUGUGAUCAUCUACACGUUCCUGGCAACCUUGCUGUAUCUCAGCGCCGCCCUGGUGUGGCCAAUCUUCAGCUUCGACAAGAAGUAUGGGACGCCAGGUCGCCCCGACGACUGUCCCUGGGAGAACUGCCCCUGGGACAGCAAGUUGGUGGUGAGCGUGUUCACCCAUGUCAACCUGGUUCUGUACUUCAGCGACCUGAUCUACUCCCAGAGGAUCCGCUUUGUCACCAACUCCACUGCCUGAGGAUCCCAUUCAAACUGACUCCAGGGGUGAAUUUCAAAACUGUGUUCCUCUGUUCCUUGCGGUUGUGGCAUCCUAUCGCCUUUCCAUCGUAUUAAAAUGUAGGAAUACAAGGAGACAUGUGGGAGGGGAAAAUCUGAAGAGAUAUGUUAACAAAACAAACGGUUUUGUGAUCUCCUUGAUUUGUUUUGACUUGGUGAAAAGGAGGUAGAGAGAAGAGGGUCAAAGAGGGACAUGGUUUUGAGAUGCACCUCUGGCCCCCUCCAGGCCCCCUGCAGACCACCCUAACUAUUGCCUGUUCAGCAACAUCAUUGUAAUUGUGUCAGAUUGCCACUAUCAUCAGGGUUCAGAACUAACAAUAUUUAAUUUGUGUUCAUAUUAGCCAUUCAGAAUGGUAAGAAAAAAAAAGCGGUCCACCCUACAAAGUAUCACAGUAUAACAGUUGGGUGAGUUUGCUUCACAAUAGAUAGAUAUACACACACUUAUAUAAGUAUUGUAUUAUUUUGAUAGAUCAAAAAACUGCGCUUUUGCCUCAGUCACAACUACAGGCAAAUCUAGGACACAAAUUGGGGAUUUUCAAGUUCAGUAGGACAUUUUUUUUUUUACAUUGACCUUAAAGGACAGAAAUCGUAUGAAAGUUUGAGUAGAGAGGGUUAUGCAUCAUGAAAAAAGUGUAGAUUUGGGCUUCCAAAAAGUGUUGAGUGUUCACUGAACAGGUCGUCAGAAAGAAAUGACUGAACCAUUAAUCUGAGUCACGUAUAAGUGAAAAUGUAUCUGACACAACACUGACAAAUUCAUUAUGAUGUCUCCAGAAUGGACUCAAGGACUACCCCACUGCCAAGUCCUUGGAGACAGACAACCUUUAAAUGGUUAAUUGCUACUACAGGUUACAGACAGCCUUAAUUACUUUAUCAUCUGUGUGCCUUCAUUGUGCCUUUCUUUACAUCAGUGUUAGGAAUUUAUAUGGGAUAAUCAUUGUAAAUAAUUGAGAUGAACAGAAAUAUGCAAUGUUUUUACAGUUUUUAUGGCUCAUCCAUAAAUACACAACUGUUCAAAAGUUUGGGGUCACUUAGAAAUGUCCUUGUUUUUGAACAAAAAGAAAAAAAAAAGUCCAU